Closterium sp. NIES-67 is the source of this 1317-nucleotide messenger RNA. NCBI's taxonomy places the organism in Eukaryota, Viridiplantae, Streptophyta, Zygnematophyceae, Desmidiales, Closteriaceae. The record is from the annotation of a GenBank genome assembly.
GUACGACGCAGUCAGCCCUAACUGUCGAACACGCCGGCCCAAAGCUCUCCACUCCAUCCUCCGCCAGCUUCAAGCGCAUUCAGCCACGCACUCCACAAGCCUUUAGCGCUUCCUCUUCCAUUCACACUUCUGUUCAUUUCGUUUGCGUGUAAGGGACCUACGCCGAAGUAGAUAGUGUACCGUACUCGCACCCACCGCCUCACCGCCCCGCCAUGGCUGGCUCAUUGCAAGCCGCCUCGAGGGGCGUCGCGCUCCUGCUUGCGCUCGUCCUCGCCGUUGCCAGCAGCGCAGACGCGAGGAUCUUCAAACAGCCCGUCUUCGGCCGCCUGCUGCCGUUCCCAGGAAGACUACGAUGCGUGCUGCGCGCCGAUUUGAGCUCCAACGAGGUGCUGAGCGGGUCUCUAGGGGGUGAUGCGGCCGCCCAUGCCGAUCUAUGGAUCCGCGUGUACUGGUUUCAGAAUCAGAUCAACGCGCACGUGCAUUUCAACGGCCACGAUUUGACCGGCCAGCUCCCCCCCAACAACCAAUCAAUCAACCUUGGCUUUCGCGGCGCGAAUGGCCCCGUCGUGUGGAACAUCGAGGGAUCCUGGACCGUUCAAGAUCCGACCCAGAUCGAGCUGGACCGUUGGAUCAUGGGCGUGCGGAGAACGGUGGUUCCUGGGACGUCGAUGACUUUCAUGCAGAUGAUCCACCGGAUCGACAAGAAUCCCGCCAAGUUCUACGGCACCAUCAGCACCGACAGCUUCCCAGACGGCGCCGUUCGCGGGCAGUUCAUUCGAGGGUUCCCUAACAUGCUCUGGCCCGUCCCGCGGUGCUAGCACUCCGCACGGCAGCACUCCACAGUGCUAGCACUCCACUGUGCUAGCACUCCACAAUGCUAGCACUCCACAAUGCUAGCACUCCACAGUGCUGGCAUUCGGCAAUGCCAACACUCCGCAGCUAGUUCACAGUGCUCACCCUAGCAUCAGCUUUUGCCGGAGCCUUAGGUGGCUAAGGCUUUGCAGAUGACUUGCCUUUUUUAAAGAGAAGCACUCGCAUGAGGCUUGGACUGACCGCUUGUGGCUUGGACUGAAGCUAUGAUGACUCUCCCGAUGCAUAUGCAGACACUAUGUGCUGUGCCGAGGGUCUAGUUUUCUUCCCAGCUCUCAACUAAGGUCCGCUGUAGGCUAGCUUGACUGGAUGCCCGAUUUGUGGCUGUUGCCUUCCCUCGCAAAGCCAAAACUAGCAAGUUAUGUUUAGCAGGCUGUCUCUAGGGAGUUUUACAAAUUGGAUCUUGAUGUUGUAAGCAACCUUUUAUAGUAGUUCACAUAAUGGGCG